This is a messenger RNA of Talaromyces amestolkiae, 2238 nucleotides long. RefSeq lists its product as uncharacterized. The transcript is spliced from 2 exons. The record is from RefSeq and is a predicted model, not a curated record. Gene Ontology annotation, biological process: intra-Golgi vesicle-mediated transport. Lineage: Eukaryota; Fungi; Ascomycota; Eurotiomycetes; Eurotiales; Trichocomaceae. Bases 1 to 2238 code for a protein of 745 amino acids. Gene Ontology annotation, cellular component: COG complex.
AUGACCAGUUAUUUCGCUAAUUCAAAUCACUUCGCCGAUGCAUCAAAUGCAAUAUCUCCCCCCGGCGGCGCGAAUGUCGCUCCCCGCUCCACUGCGCUUUCCAACAGAUUGACAAGUGUACUUUCCGCAUCGUACGCCGACUCGGACAUUCGCGAUGCAUUGGAGACGCUCGACAAGAGGGGAAUAAAAAAUACGGCAGAGAGAAGGCGGCAGCUUAGGUUGGAUAUUCAAAAGGAAGUUUUGGACUGUAAUGGAGAGAUUGUGGCGGAUUUUGGGAAGGUGGCAGAGCAACUGAAUCGUAUCGGUACGGUAAUAUCGAAUCUCCAGCAAACGUGUGCGGAAAUGCGAAAACAUAUUACACUCGCGAAGCAAGAUACCGCCCCCGUGCUAGACGAAGCGUCAUCCUUACUAGAACAGAAAAAAGAGGCAGAGACAAAACAACGCCUGCUAGACGCAUUCACGGCACACUUCAUCGUCCCAGAGGAAGACAUCAAUGCUCUAACGCUAUACGAAGAACCAGUCGACAACCACUUCUUCGCGGUCUUGUCCCGCGUCAAGCAGGUACACAAUGACUGCCAGGUCCUACUCGGCGGUGAGAACCAAAGACUCGGCCUUGAAAUCAUGGAACAAAGCUCGAAACAACUCAACAUGGCCUAUCAGAAAUUGUACAAAUGGAUUCAAAAGGAAUUCAAGUCAUUGAGUCUGGAAGAUCCUCAAAUCAACGUCUCGAUCAGGCUGGCGCUGAGAGUGCUCGCAGAACGGCCGAGUCUGUUCCAUAGUUGUCUGGACUUUUUCGCCGAAGCUCGGGAAUAUAUCUUGUCCGAUGCCUUCCAUUACGCACUGACUGAUGCGGCUUCUGGAGCCGUUGGGGAACGAAACGUCAAGCCGAUUGAAUUCUCGGCCCAUGAUCCUUUGCGAUAUGUGGGCGAUAUGUUGGCUUGGGUGCAUUCUGCUGCUGUAUCGGAAAGAGAAGCCCUUGAAGCACUGUUUGUUUAUGAAGGAGAGGAGCUUGCGCGCGGAUUUCAGGCUGGUAUUAGCAGUGAGCCCUGGUCUCGCGUUGACGGAGAAGGGGAGGAAGCGCCUGUGUUCGAUGGACAGAAGGCGCUGAAUGAUCUGGUCAAUCGUGAUCUAACUGGCGUGUCGCGAUCCUUGCGACAGAGAGUUGAGCUGGUGAUUCAAGGUCAUGAUGAUGCCGUGACCACCUACCGAGUCGUCAAUCUGCUGGCGUUCUAUAAACUCACAUUCUCAAAGUUGGUUGGUCCGGAAUCAAGCCUUGUAGAAGUGAUCGCUGGUCUUGUCGAAUUCACGUUCAAGCAUUUCGAGGGAUUGAUGAAAGACCAACUACACAUGCAUUCUGCGGACGCCCACUCAUCGUCUCCACCGGAUGACUUGUCGCCUCCUCAAUUUCUCGUCGAUCAAUUGGAAGUUUUAACAUCAUUGAUGAAAGAAUACAACGCCUCUGUUGGCGCAGCAAGCGAUGUAGAAGAUGCCGAAGAGAAUGGAUUCACCCCUGUGCUACGAGUUGCGUUGGAUCCAUUCCUUGAUAUCGCAAAGAACUCCGCACAAGAAGUAGACGAUCAUAAAGCGUCAACAAUCUACAAGGCCAACAUCCUGCUUGCUGUUCGAAGCACUAUAUCGCCAUUCAUAUUCGCCUGCGCCACACAUCUUGCACCGAUUUCUACUGUUCUGUCAAAUCUUCGCAUCGAAUUGCUAGACAUACAACGUCAAUACCUCCUCGAAACAUCCGGCCUCCAACAACUCCUGACCGCACUAGAAUCCUUUUCCCCAUCAUCAACGUCCACAAACAAAAACCAAGCCGAAUCCUCCAACGCACACAACCCCAACCUUAACCUCGCCGAAAUUGCCGACCUACCAGCCUUCCAACCCCCAACUUUGUCAAUGAUAAGCCAACAACUCGACGACUUUUUGCCAUCAGCACUAAUGGACGCAACCGACAAUCUUAAACAGAUCCGCAGCUCGGCACUUGUCAAGAGCGUGACGGAAGAGGCCAUUGAAGAAUUCUGUCGCGAUUUUGAGUUUGUGGAGGGCAUGAUUAUCGGUGCUGAUGAGGCUAGAGGCACGAAGAUUGAUAUGUCCAGGAUUGAGAUGGAGAGUGAUAUCGUCUCUGUUUCUGUCAGGGGCGGGCAGCAUCUUGGAGGUGAUGAGAGUGAAGGGAAGUACAGUCUCCGGGCAUUGUUCCCCAGGACCGUAGGCGAGAUCCGUGUUCUUUUGAGUUGA